ACUUCACUUUGCCCUCAAGUAAAUUAUAAGAUUAAUCUGAGCUGAGCCUGGGGCAGUUUGAAACUUCAACUGGAUCGAUAAGCUGAGACCUGCACAAAACACACUUCCAACCCCAGUGGAUCCCGGCAGGAAGAGCUAGCUGGUUUUUCUCGGCGGAAGACCACGCGUGGCUCCUCGGAACUGCCGCGGGGCAGUGGAGAACAGUUGGUGCGCUGGCGGCGGUGUCAGCUCAGUCCAGAUGGCGACUGGGGCUGACGUGCGACCCUGCUCCACGUAGAGGUGGAGAUACAGCCGGUCACCCCAGAUUUUAAUCGGAGCCCAGAAAGGGAGGAACUGGUGCUGCUAGAGCGACGAGGAUGGGUCAGUCAGGAAGGCUACUGUCUCUGACUGAGUGCAGGCACACCCCGCCCCCGGGAGCCCCCUAGCCUGCGCAGAAAAACUUGGGGGAGGGGGGGGCUCGGACAUCUGCAGCCGGAGGGUGGAAACCGAUCACGGGUUUCCCGAGGAGGAAGACAACAACCCCAGCCUCAGGAGCCCUUUAUUCUGAGUCUAGGAGCCACAUUCCUGCUCUCAGGCGACUCAAAGCCGAUUUCAACAAGCUGGUGUCCCGAGAACUUCCCGGCGGGAGGUAGCCAGCCUCGCGCGGGGGGCAAGUGGGCGCAGUGGAGGCAGAAAAAGCGCGGUCUAGGCGGGAGCGGACUCGCGGCAGGGCGUGCGGACGGAGCUGCGCGCACCGCUCUGGUGGCAGGUGAGCGCUCGCCGCUGGAGAGCCCAGAGCGCGACUCCAGGGAGCACGUGGCAGGGCGCGCGGGGCCGCAUGAAAGCGGGCGAGAGGAUGCAUCUGUUGGACGCCAAGCUUGCAGUCGGGACUUACACAACUCUGUGGCAGGAUGGGACCAGCAGCAUCCCUGCGUCUUCACCUGGCCUGGCCUUGCAGCCCACUGAGCUGGCUCCCCAGAGCAGCCACUGCUGCCAUUCCCAGAAGGGUCCUGGCAGUCACGGUGACCCCAAGAAGAGGGCCUGGCGCCAGCUCUGUGUGGCUUCUGCCUUCUGCCUGUUGUUCAUGAUUGGGGAAGUCAUCGGUGGGUACCUGGCACAUAGCUUGGCGAUCAUGACAGACGCAGCCCACCUGCUCACUGACUUUGCCAGCAUGCUUAUCAGCCUCUUCUCCCUGUGGGUGUCUUCCCGGCCAGCCACCAAGACCAUGAACUUCGGUUGGCAUCGAGCUGAGAUCCUGGGUGCCCUGCUCUCUGUGCUGUCCAUCUGGGUCGUGACGGGGGUGCUGGUGUACUUGGCGGCGGAAAGGCUGAUCUCUGGAGACUAUGAGAUCAAGGAGGAGACCAUGUUGAUCACGUCGGGCUGUGCUGUGGUCGUGAACAUCAUAAUGGGGUUGAUUCUUCACCAGUCUGGCCAUGGACACAGCCACAACCCCGAACACGGCCACAACGCCAGCCAGGAGCAGGGAAGCCCCAGUGUCCGAGCUGCCUUUAUCCACGUCAUUGGAGACUUUCUGCAGAGCUUGGGCGUUUUGGUGGCAGCCUUUAUUUUAUACUUCAAGCCAGAGUACAAGUUUAUAGACCCCAUCUGCACCUUCCUGUUCUCCAUCCUCGUCCUGGGGACAACCUUGACCAUCCUGAGAGAUGUGAUCCUGGUGCUGAUGGAAGGGACCCCCAAGGGUGUGGACUUCACAGCCGUGCGGAAUCUGCUGCUGUCCGUGGAGGGCGUGGAAGCCUUGCACAGCCUGCACAUCUGGGCGCUGACCGUGGCCCAGCCUAUCCUGUCUGUCCACAUCGCCAUCGCUGAGAAUGCAGAUGCCCAGGCUGUGCUGAAGGCAGCCAGCGACCGCCUGCAGGGGAUGUUCCAUUUCCACACCAUGACCAUCCAGAUCGAGGACUACUCUGAGGACAUGAAGGACUGUCAGUCAUGCCGGGGCCCCUCGGACUGACCACCUGACCAGGCAUCAAUGGGGUGGGGACAGGCCUGCCGAUGGCUGGAUUGAGUGUCCCCCACCCCCACCCCCAGGCUCAGCCAGGUCUCUGCCUGCCCUGGCUGGGUUAUGAACCAGGUCCUUCUCCUGACCGCUGCUCCAUGUUCAGUGACGAGGGGCCUUGUCCAGGAACGGGCUCCUCCCUUGCCUCCCUCAUCUGACUACUGCCAGCCCCAGGAGGGGAACCCGGCAGGUAUGGAGCUGGUGUGACCGUGCUCCUCCAGCUCCCAGCGGGGCAGAGUUCGGGCCUAGUCCUCAGCUAAUGCCACCCAACCACCAGCCUCUGGAAAGGCAGUAAGGCACAGAGAAAGGUGACAGAGGGGAGACCGGCCUCUUUGUCUCCUCACCUGCCUGCCUAAUUCCCCAUUUUUGGUCUGUCUGGUCUCUGCCUUAUGCAUCUGCGAAGCAGCUCUGUGAACCGAGCCCCCUUCCUCUGCCUCUGACAAUAUGCUUUAAGGAGGCCACGGGCCCCAGAAAUCAGGAUCCAGGGGGCACCUGAGGUUGAUCUGUGCCUGAAUCAUU
Messenger RNA from Bubalus bubalis (water buffalo), 2509 nucleotides. It is a transcript of the gene SLC30A2, whose product is annotated as solute carrier family 30 member 2. Lineage: Eukaryota; Metazoa; Chordata; Mammalia; Artiodactyla; Bovidae. Gene Ontology annotation, biological process: response to zinc ion; zinc ion transmembrane transport. Gene Ontology annotation, molecular function: zinc ion transmembrane transporter activity. The coding region runs from base 818 to 1945 and encodes 375 amino acids. Gene Ontology annotation, cellular component: plasma membrane. The transcript is spliced from 9 exons. The record is from RefSeq and is a predicted model, not a curated record.